This is a messenger RNA of Auxenochlorella protothecoides, 645 nucleotides long. RefSeq names its product DNA-directed RNA polymerase III subunit RPC8. The coding region runs from base 1 to 645 and encodes 214 amino acids. Gene Ontology annotation, cellular component: RNA polymerase III complex. The record is from RefSeq and is a predicted model, not a curated record. Gene Ontology annotation, biological process: DNA-templated transcription; transcription initiation at RNA polymerase III promoter. The transcript is spliced from 4 exons. Lineage: Eukaryota; Viridiplantae; Chlorophyta; Trebouxiophyceae; Chlorellales; Chlorellaceae.
AUGUUCGUCCUGUGCACAUUGGAGGACAAAGUGCGACUAGCACCCAAGGAUCUCCGCCUGGACACAGCAGAUGCGGUCACUGCCGUCCUCGAGAAGACGUACCUCGACCGCGUCAUCCCAGACCUGGGCCUGGUGGUGACGCUGUACGACCUACUGGACAUUGGCGAUGGCUACGUGUUCCAGUCAGAUGGGGGAGUGCACCACGAUACCACCUUCCGUGUCGUCGCCUUCCGCCCGUCCCAAGAAGAAGUGCUGGUGGGAGAGGUGAUCUCCCAGGACGAGAGGACUGGGGUCCAUGUCGGGCUCGGCUUUUUUGAAGACAUUAUCAUUCCGCCGUACGGGAUGCCUGAACCGCACAGCUGGGAUCCUGAGGAGAAGGCAUGGUCAUGGGACCUAGAAGGGGAGGAGGGCGCCUCUCAGCUCUACUUUGAGACCGGCCUGCCAGUCAGGCUCCAGGUCACGGGCCUGACCUACACACCUCCGCCCACGCCCGUCGACCAGAGCGCCGCGCAGUCGAGGGGUGACCCGAUCCCUGGCUCUGCAGACUGCCCGCACGCCCCUCUGGUGGUCACCGCCAAGGCCGAUGGCGAUGGACUGGGCAUGGUGCACUGGUAUGACGAAGGCGCCAUGGAGGAGGGCAGCUAG